Adineta ricciae is the source of this 1302-nucleotide messenger RNA. The record is from the annotation of a GenBank genome assembly. NCBI's taxonomy places the organism in Eukaryota, Metazoa, Rotifera, Eurotatoria, Adinetida, Adinetidae.
AUGCCAAAACGAACACUUAGCGUUCGAAACAAAAAAAUUGACGAUGAACAACUAUCGACAAGUGUUCAUACACGCUCAUCGACGAAACGUGCCAAUACAGAUGAAACAGUUCCAGCGAAAAAGGCCAAAAUCGAAAAGAAGACCAUUGAUAAAGAAAAUGUACCGAAGGCACAAGCACAUCCAAGCAAUAGCAAACCAAAUCAAUUCAAGCCAGUACGAUCACCGGCUCCUGCCCGACCAGCGCCAGUCAUCGAACCAGUAGUUAACGAUGAUUUGGAUACAAGUGCGAAUGAUGGCGACGACGACGACGAUGAUGAUGAUUUCAAUUUAAAUGAUUCUGAUGACGACGAUGUGGAAGAAGUGCAGGUCGGAUCACUUCAAAAUCAAUCGGCAGCUUUUUCUACUAAUAAUGAUGGUCAGGAUCAUCCAACUAAUAAACAAUACGUAGUCUAUGAAAAUAUGGGCCCGAACAAAGAACAAUUCAUCGUUUCGAAAACAGCUCGUUAUUGGAAUAAGAAAUAUCGUAGAGCAGUUGAUAACAGCAAUCCUGAUUUCUUUGGAAUGUAUAUUCAUAACGAUUUCAGUGCAUAUGGUGAAUUAGAAGUUGUUGAAAAUUGUAUAUUCGAUUUAAUCAAAUCUGUUUUUCUUACUCAACAACGUGGAUUAGGUGGAAUGAAAUUCAGUGAAAAACCAGCGAGUCGAGUUAACUACGUCCUUGGAUUUCGCCGUCUUGAAGUUUUAACACUUUUACUUGUUUAUACUGAUGGAAUCAGUGGCAUCGAUGAUGGCGAACGAUUCUCGGCUAUCAUGCGUAUUAUCGGUGCUUGCUAUGUAACAAUUCUCCGUGGUUUAUUGCCGCAAGCCAUGUUCGAAAAAAACCAGAAUAUCGAUCGAAAUGUAGUGAAGAGAUUAGCAACGAUUUCCAAGCAAAUACCGAAUUUCAAACAAGUUUUAGAGCAGGCACUUACUAUUGGUCAUAUGCUUGUAACAAUUGGUGACCUUUGCAGUACCUACACGAAAGUUCUUCAGACUGUCUAUUGCAAUUGGGUUUAUAUUAUGGAAAACCUCACCAUCGAUUUUAAUACGAAACCAACCCAUAUGCAAAAUAACCUUUGGACAGCGCUGAGACACGCAAAUUCGAUCGAUCAAAGUCAACUUGUCGAUGGUGAACCUGAAACAUUCGAGCUUUUCAAAGAAUUGAAUGUCUACCAAAGUGAAUAUAGCUUUGGUGGUUAUGAACAUGAUAUAACGUCGUUUGUCAUUGAAAAAAUACGCGCGUCGAACAUCGACAAUAACAAGUAG